Messenger RNA from Schistosoma haematobium, 1966 nucleotides. RefSeq lists its product as uncharacterized. Lineage: Eukaryota; Metazoa; Platyhelminthes; Trematoda; Strigeidida; Schistosomatidae. The record is from RefSeq and is a predicted model, not a curated record. The transcript has 9 exons. Gene Ontology annotation, cellular component: cytosol. Gene Ontology annotation, molecular function: porphobilinogen synthase activity; zinc ion binding. Bases 297 to 1298 code for a protein of 333 amino acids. Gene Ontology annotation, biological process: heme biosynthetic process.
AAAGAAAGAGAAUGUACCUUAAAUGGUUCUCAACAACACUUUUUAGUUUAUCGGACGUCAACAGAUCACAAAACCCACAAACCUAUGCAAACUAACACACUCAACCAGCCUCAAGCAACUCAUAUAUGGAAUGCCCGCCUUGAGCCAAGCCUCUCAAGGUUGUGGAGACGCAAAGGAUGCUGAUUUGACCUGGGUAUUUCCACGCCGUUUUUACCACGAGAUAACACUAAGAGGAUCACAUAACCAAUUCACUUCUACUGAAAGCUAUCAAAAGCUUCAAAGUAUUUUACUUUGUAAUGCAUUCUACUCAUCCCCUCCAUUCAUCAUACUCGAAUUUGUUGUUCAGACAGUGGCAUACCGCAAACUAUAAGGUCAGUGCUGAGAAUCUUGUGUAUCCAAUUUUCCUCAGCCAAGACCCCGAUUGUGAUAAAAUAAUUACUAGUCUAAUAGACCAGCGUCGAAUAGGAUACAACCGAAUCAUCGAGUUCUUAACACCUUUGGUGGACAAGCAACUGAAAUCUGUUUUGUUGUUUGGGACAAUCAGUAGAGACCAAAAAGAUGCUACAGGAUCAGCUUGUGAUACACCAAAUUCACCAGUCAUUCAGGCAAUCAAGUUGCUGAAGUCAAAAUUUCCGGAUUUAAUAGUGAUUUGUGAUGUUUGUUUGUGUGGAUAUACUGACAGUGGCCAUUGUGGUGUUUUACGUGAUGACGGGUGCCUCGAUGUACCUAGGACUCUUGAACGUUUAGCAGAAAUAUCUAAACGAUUUGCCCUAGAAGGAGCUGAUGUUAUUGCCCCUUCUGAUAUGAUGGAUGGUCGUGUGAAAAAAAUCAAGACGGCUAUACAAAGUAUUGGUCUCAGUGGAAAGGUAGCCGUUAUGUCUUAUUCGGCCAAAUUUGCAUCUUGUUUGUACGGUCCUUUCAGAGAUGCUGCUCAAUCUGCACCUUCUUUUGGAGACCGUCGGCAUUACCAGCUUCCUCCUGGUGCCAAGGGAUUGGCUCUGCGUGCUGCUAUUCGCGAUGCAAACGAAGGAGCUGACUUCAUAAUGGUAAAACCUGGUCUUCCUUAUCUGGAUAUUGUAAAUGAGAUACGACAGUUGCUACCUCAUCAUCCUCUAGCAGUUUAUCAUGUUUCUGGUGAAUACGCAAUGCUAAAACAUGCCGCAAAUGCUGGAGCUAUCGAUUUAAAGCAAGCCGCCUUAGAAUUGAUGACUGCAUUCCGUCGUGCGGGUGCAUCAAUUAUCAUAACAUAUUUAACACCGUACCUGCUGGAACUUGAUUUGUCUGAAUCAUGUAAAUAAUGGUGGAUAUUUUUAAACUAACAACCUCAACAGUUUAGAUGAAUGAUUGACUUGUUCGCUGAAAUAUAUUGGAGUAAUUGAUAUUUCAUUCGCUUCACAACUUUGUUUUACUGAUUUUCUCAUUCCAUUGUAGUAUCUUUUCUUUGUCUGUUAAAUCAUAUGUAUAUUCUCUAAAAAAUUAUUCCAUUCUUAUCUACUAGCUUUAAUUCUCUUCAUCUUUCUGUAUCUGUGUUUAUUAUCCUAGUUUAUUAAUAAAUUGCUAGUUUAGGAAUUUUGCUAAGAUUGUUCAUUUGUAGUGUACAUCACAGACUGCUGUUAAUUAAACAACUAUUGAAAAUCUCAAAGCAAUGGAUAUCCGUUUCGUCCUAGUAUAUAGGUCUCCUCAACAGUACCCAUAUGUGACACCGUCAGAUAUCUCGUAGUAAGCGCCUAACCUUCAUAUCAUUGAUCUAGUAUUCAAUAUUUCAUAUUUCUUUCUUCGGUUUAUGUGUAGGAAGGAUUUGAAUGUGACCAACUUGGUCUCGUGUGCUGUUACGGGUACGAGGGCUGAUAUCACUUCCCGGCUGCCAACACCGUGGAAGGGUAUUUCUUGAGGAACCUGAAAAGGAAAUUGGAUUAGUGUUGGUCUUAACGACCUGGGAGCGUGACCGCAGAGCCCAAGGGACAAC